This is a messenger RNA of Dreissena polymorpha, 2892 nucleotides long. RefSeq lists its product as uncharacterized. Gene Ontology annotation, molecular function: protein kinase activity; ATP binding. The transcript has 9 exons. The coding region runs from base 1 to 2892 and encodes 963 amino acids. The record is from RefSeq and is a predicted model, not a curated record. Lineage: Eukaryota; Metazoa; Mollusca; Bivalvia; Myida; Dreissenidae. Gene Ontology annotation, biological process: protein phosphorylation.
AUGGUGCGGUACCAUAGCAACAGGCACGCUCGCAUAGUCUACAAAUCGGACCGCCCAAGCGAGGAGUUCGACCUUGACCCCGAGGGCGUGGAGAGGCUGAAAAAUGUAGCGUUCAUGAAAACCGCAAAAGAGCGGGAAGGUCAUGAAGUCAAAGAAGUUCAGGUGUAUCUACCACUUCCGUUACUACAGAGCGGUCUGGUGUUGGUGGAUACCCCAGGAAUCGGAGAAAACGAGUUUUUAGAGGCGGAGCUAAUGAACUUCAUAGGCAGCCACCACAUUCAGGGAUUCUUGUACAUCAUCAAGACAGACAACGCGGGCGGAGUGCAGGAGGACAGGUUGCUGAACCUUCUGAAGAUCGUGAUAAAGCAGCAGAGAUCAAGGUCGGACCCCACGGGAAGCCACACAACCUUUGACCCCAAGUCCGCACUGUUCGUCUGCAAUCGCGUCGAUCUUGUGCCGAAAGACGAACUCGAUAAAGUGAAGAAGAACGCAAUAGAAAAGCUGUCGGCUUGCUGGCCGAGUUUUGACGAGUCGCAGGUGGUGUUAUUCUCCACCGAGAAAGCUCUGCGAGACGUGCAGGCGGACACGGACUACAUUAACGACAACUACAAGCAGUUGUUAGACGCACUCAAAGAUCUCUUCAUAUUCGCGCUGGAGAAACGAGUCAAGAGUUCGUACAAAUGGAUAGAGUCGGUUCUCAAGCGGUCGGACCACUACCUGAGGACGAUCGUGAAACGUCUUGACAUGACGGACGUGGACCUGAACGAGAUGUCGGAAAUGACGUUGAAGAAGCUGCUGAACCUCCAGAAGAAGUCGCAACGGGUUCUACAGGAACUGAACGACAAGGUGGACACUAAGGCGAGAGAGCUGAACGAGGUCAUGCAAAAUGUGGUGAAGACGCCGAAGUGCAAGGAAUACUUAACUAUCGGUUGGUCGACACGCGACGUGCCGGAUGUGGACGGGGAACUUGGAGACUGGCAGUGGAUACGAACGCGCAUCCAGGAAGCGUUCUUCGACAGGCUGAUGACGUACAUCGAGAUCUGGGAGCGCGAGGAGGAGAUUGUGGACGGGAUAGAGAGCGACAUCAUCUCCGAGAUGAAAGCAAAUCUUGACAUUCUGCAAGAUGAGCUUGAUGGAAUUGAGAGUGAAAUCCGUGGAGAUUCGACCUCGAACUCUUUAGACGGUGAAAAAUCGGCCAUGACAAAGUCCAGAAGACAAAGCUUGAACAAUUUAACGCCAAUAAACCUUAAGUAUAGAUUAACGGAACCUAAACUGCCAAUAAAACUGGCGGCUCGCGUGACCAAACCUUUCAAAGCAAUUUUUGAACACAUUACGAAUAAAAUAAAAGUAAGUGAUUUCGUAAACAACCCUGUUAAAGUGGCUACACAGUACUCUCAGAUAAUGUAUAGUCAACUUGGCCAUACACAAAACGGCCCCGACGCGCCGCUUAUGAUCAUAGCGAACUAUUUAGUGGAGAGACCGCGCGACUAUCUAGAGGCUAUUAAAAUAAGGAUUCCGGAUAUGAUUCUUUCAAACCAGCUUUAUCUAAGACACAUUGAGGACAGUCUCGAGUCAGAACGGCAGCACCAAGCGGAGUACAUCGAGACGAUGAUAGGCAUAGAGAAACUUCGUAAAUCUUUACGAACAUUUGGCGAAGGUUAUAUCUUAGUAGAAGAUUUCUCCAGAGGUGAACUUCAGAUUCAGCGGGAUCAGACGAAGGAUGGUAAAGUGACCUUCAACGCCUGCGAGUUCAUGCGCUCUAGUUCCGGUGGGCUGGACUACUCGCAGCGACAGGACAUCCGGGGCUCCUGGACAAUUAUGUACAGUGGCGUCCUUGUGCGCAACGGCGUGGAGAGGUCAGUGGGGAUCCGAGUGUACCUGCCGUCUUCCGGUGUUAAAUGCACAAUCAACGAGGUAGCCAGACUGAGGUAUGUAUUCAAAUUAUGUCUAACAUGGAUGGAUAGGGGUGUAGCGGAGUUCCUCGGAAUCCAUAACGCAGACGCCAUCUGUCCUUCAUUCGUUUUCGACGGCGACCUGCACCCCCUGCGGAAGACGCUCGCCUCCACGUCCCUGAACAUGCGGGAGCUCAUACCGGAAGUGCUGCUUGGGGUCGCCAGCGGCCUGGAGUAUCUGCACAACAAGGGCAUGGUGCACAUGGAGCUCACGCAGGACACAGUUACGGUGGACAAAGACGGUCAAGUCCGUCUCACGGGUGCCUGUCUUCCCCGUAAAGCUGUGUUCCCAACCUACCGAGAGUCCAUUUACUCGGGAGACUUCGUGCAUUUGGCACCGGAAGUGCUCUCUGGCGACGUCUACAAACCGACAGCCGACAUCUAUGCGUUCGGACUUCUUGAAGAACAGGAGACAAAGACCACCUUGCAAACCGUGACCGAUUUACUUUCCUCUCCGUUAUUUACGGAGGAGACAGUGCGUUAUUUACAGGAAACGAAAGAAGAGCUAGAGCGCCGCGUGCUCAUUAAAAACGCGUUCAUCGUUAAAACCACGGAACUGGUGCAGGAGUGUAUGACGAUUCUGAACAACCCGCUAAAUGCUAACAUUGAAGAGAAGAAAAACACGCUGUAUCAACAGUACGUGGCCAUUUCGUUCGAGUUGGUGGAGGAUAAGAAAUGGAACAUUAAGAUACAAAAACCUCUCGGUGCAAAAGACGGUGUGCAACAGAAGGACAUGAAAUCCGAACUCGAGACGUAUUUGCUGCGGAACAGGUCCACAACUUAUUCUACAACUGGGUUGUCGCCUGCCGAGAUGCUCUUCAGACGGAAGAUUCGUACGAAGCUGCCAGACAUCGCAGAACAUCGUAUUCUAGACGAUGAAGAACGAGACCGCGAAAGCGAACGAAAAUGCAAAGGCAAGAUUUACGGUGACAACAAGUGA